Messenger RNA from Metopolophium dirhodum (rose-grain aphid), 3120 nucleotides. RefSeq names its product zinc finger protein on ecdysone puffs-like. The transcript has 10 exons. Lineage: Eukaryota; Metazoa; Arthropoda; Insecta; Hemiptera; Aphididae. Gene Ontology annotation, molecular function: zinc ion binding; nucleic acid binding. Gene Ontology annotation, cellular component: nucleus. The coding region runs from base 348 to 2516 and encodes 722 amino acids. The record is from RefSeq and is a predicted model, not a curated record.
CCGCUACACCGGCCCACAUCGAGCACCGACUACAACUGAGUUCCGACUGGCGUUUGGACGCCAUCUUUUUGUUGUGGUCGACGGCGUCGGUUUUGAGUAGUGUUCAAGUACGGUUUCUUGUGCCGGAUUUCUCAUCGUUCCUGUUUGUUAACGACGUUCAAACUCAUUUCGCACUGCAAUUUUUCCACUGAUUUCUGUGUUUAAGUAAAUACGACGCUGUGCGAUCUCUCGUUCAAAUCGAUUUUUGCUGUCACGUUCCUGUGUCCGGUACAGUUUGUCGUUGAAUCAGUCAGCGUUCGCUGAUUAUUUAUCGUCCAUUUGCGUAAUACUGUUCGAAACACUCCGAGAUGGCGUACAACCGACGAAGUGGCGGUGGAUAUGGUGGUUAUGGUAGCGGAGGCGGUGGUUAUGGUGGCGGCGGCGGCGGUGGAGCUGGUGGCGGCCGAUACAACAACGGCGGUGGUUACCGAGCCGGAGGUGGCUCAGUUAAUCCUUGGCAAUCUAGCCCUGGCUCCAGUGGUCCAUUACCGCGACAGUCACAACAAGGUGGGCAUCAUCCACCUGCUCAAUUGGCAAUAGCCAGUAACAUAAUCAGCAAGUUACUAACAUCAUCUAAUUCAAUGUCAGGAAGUGGCUAUGGUGGUGGUCCAAAUCGAAGUGGAAAUUGGGGCAGUGGUGGUCCUAGAAUGUCACAUAUGGGUAUGCGCCAAAGACAAGAUGGUCACGGAGGAUUUAAUAAAGAUAACAGGCGUCGUGGUGGUGGCGAUCCACACAACAGAUUUUCUGGUGGAGGCCGUAAAUCAGGUGGUGGAAUGAAAGAUGGAGAUAAACGUAAAUCUGCAGGAAAAAUGAAUGAUGAAAAUAAAAAAGGACAAAAUGAUCGUGAGAGAACUAAGGAACAAUUGGAUGCCGACAAAAAAGUGUCUUAUGUUGGUGUCCCUUCAGCUGUACUCUAUUGUCAUGUUUGUUCCAAACACAUGUGGGAUUCUGAGUCUUUUGAAAAACAUGUACGUGGAAGACCUCAUGAAUUGAUGAUGAAUUACUUAGAUGAAGCAUACAGAAUGCGUGUUGAUUUUAUGAGACAUCAAAUAAAAGCUGUUGAAAACCAAAGAGAGAUUGAUUUGGAACGUGUUACAAACAACAAACAUAAAUCUAAUAGUGGUAAUGGUAAAAAUGCAGGGGGCAGCUCUGGUUCUAAACCAUUAUUACGUAGCUAUUGCCCUAUGUGCGAUGUACGUUUUUAUGGACCACUAACUGGGCAUCGAAAGAGCGAUAGACACAGGAAACUUAAACAAUUUUUACAUCCUGAAUGCAAAUUGUGUGAUGCCUUAUUCCAUACACGACUUGAAAUGGAUGAACACAAGCUUACCGCUGGACAUUUAAAGAAAGUAUCCGAAAUGCGCAAUAUUGAACAUCCUCACUUGAAAGAUGAUGAAUUUGAUCUGAUUGACAUGAUUAAAAUUGAAGAAGAAGAUCAGCAAGAUCAUGAUCAGAUGCCUGUUGCUAAAAAAUAUGAGAUGCUUGGUGAUCGUGACGCUACUAAAUUAAAAUUAGAGUUGGAAGGCGGAACUGGAGAAAAACAUCAUCGUGGUGGAAAGAAAAGUUCGGCCAAUGCUGGAACUAAUGCGGAUAAGGCUAAUGCUGCUGAUACUGCCAUUACAACUGAUGACAAAGAACAAGAAGAAGAAAACAAAGAAAAAAAGGAAGAAGAAGAAAUGGAUACAUCAGAUGUUAUUGCUACAGGAGAAGAAUCAACUACAGAAGAUACAGCUGCUGAUCAAUCCAUUAAAGAUGAUAAUACUAACAAUGAAUCUGCAACUAACAAAGAAAAUCAACCUGCAGCUUAUGAUCCAAAGGUGGCCAUAGGAAAAGAAUUGUUGGUCUCUUCAAAUGGAUAUGUGUGUAGGUUGUGUAAUUGUUUCUUACUGGACGAACAACGAGUUUCAAUCCAUUGUCAGACUGCGGCCCAUUACAUAAAUUACACAACAAUGACCAAAAUGAAAGAAGCCACCUCAGGAGGUAAAAAACGAGGCAUUGAUCAAGUGAUUGAAAAGGAUGAUACUGCUAAGCAAGGUGAAGUUGUAGUAAAAGAAGAAAAAGUUGAUGCUGUAGCUGAAAAAGUUGAUAUUGAUUCUGAGGAGGGUAGAGCUGUUAAACGCAUCAAAUUGGAAAUUAAAGAAGAACCCGAAGAAGAAAACAAUAAAAUGGAUACAAGUGAACCGCAACCAAGCGAAGUGACUGAAAAUACAGUAAAACCUGUUAUUGAAGAUAAAAUAGCUGAAACUGUAAAACCAGUAGUAGCACCAGUACCAGCACCAGUACCAGCAGCAUUACCAAUACCAGCAGCAGCACCAGUAGUAGCUCCAGUGGCAAAGCCAGUAGUAGCUCCAGUGGCAAAGCCAGUCGUAGCUCCAGCAGCAAAGCCAGUGGUUGCAGCAACAACACCAACUAGAGGACGUGGUGGCAGAGGCCGUGGAGGAAGAGGUGGUGUAGCUAGACGUGGAGCCAGGCGUUAAAUUUAUAACUAAAAAAAAAAAAUUAAUUAUCAAAAAAAUAAAACAUAUAUUUUCUUGCAUUUUAUUAUCCAGUAGUCUCAGUGAUUUCUACAUUCUUUUUUUAUUAUAAUUAUACAUCUAUAUUUAUUUGUAAUAACAAACCUUAAUAAUGUACCUUUAAUUUAUCCACGGACCAUAACAAUAUUUUUUUUUUCCAUUAAAUUAUACAAAUAUGUUUGCUAUUAUUAUUAUAAUAUGACUAGCAGUUUUUUCUGAUAUUUAUUAAGUGUAGUGAUGAAUAUUACUUUAGUAUAUAUUAUUCUGGAUAUAAGUAUAAUUUAAUCAUGUGUGACAAGUUAUACUAUUAUAAUAUUUAAAUUUAAAUUUAAACUUUACAAAAUAAUUAUUAUUUUGAGUAAGAUUUUUUUACAUUUUACUAUAUUAUGUGUGUUUGAUAACUAUUUUAAUAUUAAUCCGUAUAUUCUAUUACAAAAUUGAAUUUCGUCCUAUUUUCAGUUGAACCAUUGAUUACUGUUGUAGUUUUUAAUAAUAAUUGUUUAGAUUACAAAUCUUAUUUGUAGAGAAAAUGGCAAAAAAAAAAUAAUAAACAUUUCUGAGAUUCUUA